UUUCUUGCAGCGGGUGCCUUUUCUCAGGCGCAAACCUGUCAACCGAACCAACCAUCAUUCAAUGUAACGCUGAGAGCCGGCAGCGCGUCGGGUAAUUUCUGGAAACUGGGUCCAGUCAAAGACGUCAAUCGUUGUGGUCAACUGUGCUGCCAACAUCACAAGUGCGACCUUGCCUUUUCAGUGGAUAACGUUUGUUAUAACGUCGAGUGUUACAACAAGAAAAUGUGUCGGUUGAAAAAGAAGAAUUUUUCACGACAUCAAGUUGCUGUGACUAUGGUAACAAGAAUAAACAAAGAACAUCAACGUAGAACUAAAGAUCGUCACGUGAAUAAAGCAGUUAAUGCACAUCAAACUGUCUUUAAUAAAGGGAUUGAUAACUUAUCAACAGCUGGCGAAAGGAAAGAUGUUUUCAAUCAAACCCAGGAUGAGGAUGGAGGCUCGAAAGAGUUUGAUAACAAAUUUGACAGCCAUUCUUUUACAUCGUUAGAAAGCAAGGAUACAGGCGUUGGGUUUGAAUUGCAAAAUUCCUUUCCAACCAAAGCUGUUGUUCGUUUAGAAUCAAAACUCUCGCAAGAUGGCAGUGAGGAUGCAGAAUCGGCUAGUUCUGGAUCUUGUCGUGCGAGAAAAAUUCUUCGCAAAGUAACUUUACGCUCUGGACUCCAAUCAGGUGAUUUUUCUGAUUACGGUCAAGUGUCUGACAUCGAGGCAUGCGUGAGACAUUGCUGUGCUCAAAAAACUUGCGACGUAUCUCUGUUGUUGAAAAAUCACUGUUACACAUUACACUGCCAUAAACCAGAGCUAUGUGAAACCAUACCCGCGCACGGUUCGAAGUUAGACCCACAACUUGCAUUCGUUGUUCGUUCUGUUACAGAUGACCAAUCAAAUACGCGAAUUAAGAAGAAAACCUCGUCUUCAGACAGAGGCGUAUGUCCCCAUGGCGCCAUUUUCAGGGACGUUAGUCUCAAAGGAGGCAAAAAGGCGGGAAAAUUUCAAAUCAUGGCGCGUACUAGUGACAUGCGCACUUGUAUUCAGAAGUGCUGCGCAAGCCCCAGCUGUCAGGUGGCCUGGUUACUUGGAGAUUACUGUUACUCAGUGGCUUGUUACGACAAAUGUAUUACAAUUAAAAAGGGCUCCAGUGAUAUUAGGUCCCAGCUCACACUCCUAACAAGAAAAUCGCAACAGACUGAAAACGACAGUAAGUUGACGUCAUUGGUAUUAGCCAGUAAAUACAAAGUAAUCAGUACGGGCGAAAUUGGGGAUUAUUAAAAAAGGGCGUAUGCAGAAAACGGGUGUUCGAUCAGAAUAGAUAUAAUUUUUUUUCCAAACGAUUUUUUCCUUUGGGAACAAGGCUGUUGUGAUUGUGAGCUUCUUAAUUUUUGCAUCUGGGAGAAGUUCCCAAGCACGCUUUAUCAGCAGCUAAGUUUCGUUAACUAUUACAGGAUGCCGAGUCAAGUCUCUGGUGAUUUACAACUCUCUUGUCAUCUAAAUCAUUUUUAAGAAGGUGCAACUUGUGAGAAUUGAACUAACGCAAGUGAAAGACUACACUAAGACAAUUGAACCCGGAUUCAACGUUUCCACUCACGUUUGCAUGCAUACUGUACGUCUUUUAAAGCUUUUGUCAUUCACAUUUUUUUCAGAACGACAAGACAUACCAGGAGCUAAAGGAAAUACAGGUUAGUGAAACUCGUCAAAAGGUAACUGUUGCAGUUGUCUUCUUAGUUGUCUUCUAAGUUAGCUUAGUUAGAAAAGCGCCGGUCUGCAGAGCGGGAGGCCGCGGGUUCAAUUCCUGGCACGAACCAACACUCAAGGUCUUUAAAUAACUGAGAAGAAAGUGCCGUCUCUGUAGUAAUGACAUCUGCAAAGAGUCAGACAUUCUAUUCGGAUAAGGACGAAAAACUGUAGGUCCCGUCUCACAGCACUUUCACUCGUUUGGUUCUUGUGGGACGCAAAUGAUCCCACACCAAUGUUCGAAAAGAGUAGGGGAUUUAGAUCCCGGUGGUGUGGUCAACCUCUCCUGGGUUGGGUGGGUUAUCUGUAGGGAGAGAUCUCAAUUUCGGGACAACCGUACCUCAUGAUCCUCCUUCAGCUGUUGUAAUGGCUACCUGUAAACAAUGUAUUUAUGUAUGUGUUUGUAUUUUUUUUUCUCGACAGACAAAGUGUUUAGAGUGUUUUUAACUCUCACUGACCAAGUGUUUAGAGAUCAACUCAAGGACAUUGAAUCCCUUGAAUUUCUUAAUCUUGCAGAGAAGCUUCAAGUUGCGGUAAGAGAUAUUUGUAUUAACAGGCACAACCUUAGGUAUAACAAGGAACCCUGUAGUUAAAGCUGAUCAAAAUGAUCAGGUGUGAACAAACCAAGAAAACAGAGUAACCGCGCCAUUAGUCUCUCAGCUCCGAUAUCCUGAUCACGUGACCUACCCAAUACAAAUCUGAUCGCUGUUUUCUUCCAUCAGGUUUCGUCAGUAUUUGUCAAUGAACCAUCAUUCAAGACAGAUGAAGUUGUUUCUUUCCAGUGAGUUAUUUUCAGUAUUUUUGUAUUUACUAUUUAUUUGAAUUUACUGUUGUCUGUUUCCUCAUCAAUUAUUCAAGAGAAGCGCUAGAAAAUACAACCGAACAUCAAAGGUCAUCUUGUCAUUUUUACUAUACUUUUGAAAGUUCAAUUAUACCAAUACAACGUAAAAUUCCUAACUGUUUACCAAAAACGCUAUAGGUUUGAAACUGAAUUGCCCGGCCAACACUUGGUCAAGCGCGCAAAAAGUUUUGAAGGAGAAUUUCAUUAUUUGGUCAAUUCUUACUAGUAUUUCUCAUAAAUGGUACAUGAAAACCCUCUAAAACAGAAAACACCUCAGCCCUUUGACCUGGCGGGGGUGAUUAAUUUUGGCUUCAUUUUUACAUGAUCAAUUGAAACAUUGGCAGGAGGUAUUUUUUUUAGCUAAUCACAUAUAGCAACGACUCUAAAGCGAAAACAAUUCUUUGAGCGUUCUUCCCUCUCACCAGGCCAUCUCCAGUGGUCGCUCAGCUGACACUAGCCAUGACAGCACAAACGUCAGUAUCCAAGGUACUCAAGCCUUUGAUAGAUGCUGUCAUAACCGGUCAGCUGAAUUCCUCCAUCGACGGAAGUCCAAUUAGUUUUAAAGUGAGCAAUACUGGCUUUCGCUUUCUUACGUCCAACGGUAAGUAUUUUAAAUCACCAUGACUGAUCGCUCACCAAGAAAGUUCUUCAUCCUGAAAAUAACUAGCUUCAGGUCGGCCUUUAGCCUUGAACGUAACUUGUCAAUCAUUUUCCGAUCCGAGCUGCUGUUAACUGGGAACGAGAUUUACCCGUGGUGCAACGUAACCUCGGGCAGGGUUGGCUAAAAGCGCUGGCCCGUAGAGUGAGAGAUCGCAGGCUCGAUUUCCCUGCCAGGAAAAUACUCAGAAUCUCUUAAUAACGAGGAAGAAUGUGACUCCUUUGCCCAGUGAAUGGCUAGUACUUCCACCCUGGGGACGAGAUUAGUAGUCUGGACGACCCUUAGUAAAAUGGCUGUCUCGUAAAGGGGAACGUAAAGGCAGUGUUUUCAAUUCUUCUUCUCGCUAAAAACAUUGACAAAUUUUAACCUUUGGGGGUAAAAAGCAUAGCAACAGUUUUUAAUAGGUGUUUAAGAUAUAUAUUCUCUCAAGUGACUUACAAGAUAUUGUUCGAUAAAUGUUUUUGCUGAUCACCUCUCUUUAAAGGGGUAAACUUGGUAUGUGGUGCAGAACACGAUUAUGACGUAAGCUGGAAACUUAUGAUGUUCAACUCGACUGAUACCGUAAUAUGUCCUCGUAACGCGCAAGGUAUUGUACCUACAUGAAUCUAAUGGGUAUAUAUCGUAAAACGAGGUCUACGUAUACUCUUAAUGACUAGGAGGUUGCCGUUAGCAUAAUUUAGAUAUUAAAAAACGGCAACAUUCCGCCACUUUAAAAAUGAGACGGAAAUUGAAGCCCAAAUGCGUGCUACAAUUGUUUCUGGGAUAAUUACUGGGGAUGCGCUGGUCAUCUAUUGGCCAAUUUUUUUCCUGCCCCUAGUAAAAGUCCCAGGUCCCGAGUCCCAUUUGCAAAACCGUACUCGGCUACCUCCCUUCUCGCUUGUAAAGUGAUGAAUUACAGAUAUAGAAACGCAGAACACCACAUGGAUGAAGUAAUAAGCGUCGAAGCGCGGAAACUCGUUUAAGUUAUACUUUCAUCGUGCCUACCACAAGUAAACGUUAACUACGAGGAAAAAUUUCUUGUUCAUGUUGCAGGGAAAACGAGUAGGUUUUGCGCUGGGAGUGAAACCUUGAAUGCUACUUGGCAGGCGCCAGAUUUUAGUGAAUGCGUCUCUCCAGCUUAUAAAACACUACGUCAAGAGGUAAGCCAUAGAACGUUUAACAACUUGGGGGUAGCUGUUAGAAAAAAUUGUACAAUCAAGGGGUCGGUGGUGGUGGUAGCCUGUUUAAGGCGUUCGGGGAUUGUGGGGACAGCGCAAAGAAGUGUGAGCAGGAAAAACAGGGAGGGGGUGGGAUGAGAGCGUAGAAACUCUUUCUCUCCCUCUCCCUCCCCUCUCCCUCGCUUCCUCUUCCCGCUCUAUGAAUUGGUGCCACUCACCACUAGCUGAAAGCCUGGAACAAGCUAUGGUGGUAGUGGCGGGAACAAUGAAUGUUUCUGAAAGCAAGAAACAAACCUUUAGUGAUCUUUAGUGAUACACGAAGUUAAUUAAUUCCAUCUCACACGAGAUUCCGUUUUAGAGGAAGGCCAAACCGGUGUGCACUAUACUACUACGCUAUUCAAGUAACAGUUGUGAUAUUAGCCUGAUCUGAGUAUUUCUGUUCUGUUUUCUUUUCUUUUUGUCAGACCAAAGAUCUCGCUGACAGAGCGGAGAAAAAGCUUCCAUUUGCCCCAGUAAGCUCAGGUCAGAUCAUCUCCCGCCUUGAGAAACUGGUUUUCACAGAUACCUUUAGAGAAGAGCUUUACAAGAGCUCCCUCGCGGAUCAGAGGAAGAAUAUGGCAGCUAAGAAAAGAAAAAAUGGGAAGAAGGGCUCAAAACUACACGACAAACCAACCUUUCUAAAAAAUACCAUCAAGGGAGACAAAAAAGAAGAUCCGAAUUCUGUUCCAGUUACGGAAAUUCCAAGAGCUCCUCCUGAAAUUUUACCAACGACGCCAGCGCAUAAGAGUAAAGACCCCAAUCCAGUGUGGUUUUCUGCGGCAAAAACAAAGUUAUUCGCAUCAAAUCCUAGGAGUAGCUUAGGCAGUAAAAAUUUAAACCUUCCCACCCCUACUCGUCUCUUUGAAACAACUCCGCCAGUAAGGGCUUCAUCCACCACUGUUUCAGGUCUUCCUGUGCAAAACAGUGGUAACAUGAACAGGAUACCCACUCAAGCUUCUCUUCCGCAGCAGGCUAGAGUUUUGGGCCCCACUGAAAACAUGAAUUCUUUUUCGAGGUCGCAAAUACAGAGCAUUGCUCAGUCAAAUGCAGCGAUUGAAAGUCAGAGGAAAAAUCCAGGAGUUUUGAAUCAAGCGCAGUAUAAAAGCUUAUCUGCGAUGCGUAACACUUUUCAGAAAGCUCAACUUUAUCAAUCGCAAAACCCACGACUUGCUCCUGGCUACAGGAGAUCACCAAAUCCUUAUGAAUUGCGGGGUUAUCAAAACUGGCAAGGUAACCGAGCAGCAGGAUAUCAGAGAAGCUGGGGACAAGGUUAUUCCCCGCCAAGUUAUUCUAGUGAGCAACUCGACAUUGGAAGACGAAAGAGAGACGUUGACGAUGGCAGUAAAAGGCAACGACGUCAAAACACUGUGUGGUAUAACACUCGGCAGUAUCCUUCACAAUACAACUACCCGGCAAUGCCAGGGAUGAUACCAAGAACAAACUAUAUACCGUCAACAAACUAUUAUCCACAGAACAACUACCAAAACGCACCAAACCAAGCCGCUGCAAAUACGUAUCAAACUGGAUAUCAAAGGUCACCUUACGGGAAAUCUCUCGGGAUGAGACUUUCACCCGCUGCUCAACGACGGCCUCAAACAAUCGUUGUUGCACCAGGUUCGAGGAGUGAUACUCAGGCGAAAGCGUCAUACGGGACACAGCCCGGGAUUCUCUCGGGCGGUCAUCCCGCGCCCGUUGAGCGUUGGCCUGCACUCGCUAACAUAGUUCAAAAACCAACGCAGCCUUUGCGUCCUCAAAACGGAGGAAAAUCCGUUUCCCCUUCUGUCAAAUCCAAUAUUGCAGUGAACACAAACCAAAAGCCAAAUCAAAAUGUGCAAAUCGACCAGACAGAGAAAACCAGUAAAGUUGUGAGCCCCACCACUUCAAAAACGUCUUUUGCUCACAAGAAGCAAGAAGUUAGUGGCUCAAAAAACGCAGGGCCUCGAAAGGAUCUCUCAAAAAAGCUCCAAGAUCUCUCAAACCCUAAUCCGCGUACAAUGACUCAAGCUAUCACUCACAAGCGUCAAAACAUAACCGUUUCUCCACUUUACAGCGACGAAAAGCACGUGGUGCCCAUGUUUGCCGGGGACAUUUUACUGUCGGCAGGAGUGCUGCAAUUACUACAGAAAUUUGCGCGUUUGUCGGGCUCAAAGGUCACUGAAACAGAGUUAAAGGUAAGGACAUCUUCUACUUACUGUGACAACAAAAACAGAAUUUCAUAGACGUAAAUUUAGAAAGUGAAACGAGAAAAAAGAUUCAACUAACAUACCGAGGGCGUAGCCAGCCCAUAGACUUGUAGGCCAGGGCCUAUAAAAGUUUUGGUUUGAUCACUCUACCGCUUGUAAUAAAUUAUGCGUUGUUGGGCUGAGCUAAAAAGCUUAAGAGCUCAAAGUCUUGGUGAGGACAGUGCGUACUGGUCAUGCGUGCAAUUUUCAAGAUAUGUUGAAAUGAAAGUCAGCCAGGCCUACAAAUAGUCGAAAAGCUGGUAACGCCCCUGCAUACGUAUCGUUCACAAAUUAGGGCAGGGAAUUUCUAAGAAUGUCAUUUUGCUUUCAGUAGCUUGCGCAACUGGCAGUUUCAUUGCACCGCGGUAGAGGAUUCGCCGCGAUCUCUUUCAUGACACAGCAAAAAACAGCAAGUUAGUUAUUCUACAUUUCGGAAGGGAAAAGGAAACUUUCCAGUUUAUUUUGUAAUAAAAAUAGUCGAGUUUUCUGAUCAAUUGAGGUUUCUGGGUAACUGUUACCUACUCUUCUCCUAAGUCAACAUUAACACUGUCGCUUACUUCUCACUUAGGGCGAAAUUGUGACCUAGGGGAGCCGUAGGUGGUCAGUUAGCCAGAAACCACAAUUGAUACCGAGUUUUCUACUUUCAUUCAUCCAACCAGGGAACUUCAUACCCAUUUGCAAUCAGUGCUCAUUUGAUGUGGGCGUACGGGAAAUAAUUCGGGUCUCAUACUCUGCCGAGACGGGAUUAGUAUAUAGGCCGUAUGCUUAUUUGCAGAGUGACGUCUGUUAACUUUUUUUAUUUCAUUCUCCUCAUACAACAGACCUUUGUAAAUGCCAGUAGCCAUCUCUUGGAUCUAAAAAACAAACAAGAAUGGAUUAAUGCACAAAAGGUAAUCAAACUGAACGCUUAGACUCUCCAGUUAUUAAGAAUGUUUGAAAUCAAAAUAUUUAAUAUAUUUUUUUAUAUUUUUUAUAUAUUUUAUAUUUUUUUGUAUAUAAUAUUUCUAUCAAAAUAACACAAAGUAAACGUUAACUUUCAUCAGUAACUCGAAAGAGGCUUAAUUCGAAUGAUUGUGCUCACACUCUCAAAACUAGAGUUAGAGCUUCAUUACACAUCUUCAUUGCUCACUCGGAGAUUGACAUGCAAUCGAUGACAUAUUUGCGAGCGACAAGAGGAGCCUGCAAUCCUAAUCUCCAGGUUGUUAUUACACAUGCGUCGCAUGUAUGUAGCCAGCAUCCGUUUGGACUAACACUAAGAAUGAAUGGAAUGCACAGAAGGCAAUUUGAUCACGCGCGUUUUGACUAUCUGCCUCGUAAAACUUACGCAAAGCAUAGCAAUGGAGUAAGAGCGUUUUGUCGCCCGCACUCUCUAACCUUUGGUUAUUACUAGUUUAAAUUAUAUUUUAAACCUUUCCUAACUUUUUGCGCCUGCGCAGCACGCAGAGGCUCUUUACAAGAAGGGCAUCAAUGUCCUGGAAGAUAGCAGCAAUUGGGACUGGGACGAGUCUGAACAACUAGCGGUAAGCCGGAAGGACACACAUUCAGUGCUUUGCUAAUCAAAAUUGUAAAUACUAAAUGUAAACUACCAUUCUUGUCCCCAGAGCUGCGACCCUAUUGGCCAGCGCUAAAUAUAGCUCUGGCUAGGGCCGAAGUAGGAAGUCCGCAAAACACGGACUCAUGGCAUUCUGUGCAGCCUCAGAAAUUUUAAACAAUGACGAUUACCAUCGGUUUUAAAAAAGAAGGAAAACUACUGGGCUUGUGCAUUAUCUUGACUCCAGUCAGGGCACUCUAUCCAUUAGACUGACCUCAAGGAUCGCAGCUAUGAGGACAAGACUGUCAGACUCCCUCGUAGAGACUUUACUGAUAAUAUUGACAAAAGUACUUAAUCAUAUCUGGAAAUGACUUUACGCUACUGUGAUACGAUCUUUUUUAUUCCUUUUGGAAAGAGCUGUAAAACCGGUUAAACCACCUUAAAAUAGCACAUGAACGUAUGAGAAUGAGAUUCCUCCGCAUGUUAUACAUGAGACAAAAACAAAAGGCUAUGACGUCAUGGGCUUUGAUUAUUCCACUUCACACUAAUGAGAUUCCACUUCAAAAAAGAGAUUUAUUCCUUCCCUACUAUACUACUAAGAAGACAGUAGUCUAGUAAGUGAAACUGCGCCUUUUAAAAGUAAUAAGGCUUGUAAGAGAUAAAAUUCGUGAAAUGCUCCUGACGUUUGGAAGUGGCAUCUCUUUAAAAUCAUUUGAAUCUUUUUGAAGUCCUUUUCAGGACUAUGGGAGUGAUAUUAAAGGCUAUUUUUCUAAUGCUUGAUAAAUUGCAAACACGCGUUAAUGACAGUUUUCUUUCUUAUACAGUCUCAAGACGACUCUUUUAUCGGACCAGUUGUGUUGGAUCUCGUAGGAACGGUACAAGCAUACUUCAUGAAAGCGUCAAAUAGUAUUUCACUUAACAAGCCUCUUGUGACAAAAAACAUCCGUAAGUAUGGACAAAAUUUGAAGUGAAAAAUAUCUCAAGAAAAGGAUUAUGAAGCUUUUUUGUCUAGGAAAUAAUUUAUUAAAACGUUUCUGCGAGAAAAGUUGAAAACGGCUGUAGAACAGGGACGGGUGUUGUGUAGCAUGGCUCCCAGUCCCUUGCCGUCCUGCUUUUAAACUUGCGCCAAUAAAAUACCCCUUCAUUUUCAUGUUAAAUUUAGAAAUACACAACUUUACUAAAAAAUUCAACCUUAGUUGGACAGCCUACCAAAACUUUACAUCUCAAAGGCACGUGACAAGGCGGCCAUGUUGCUGGUCAUUUAAUACAAUAGAAUAUUUUUUCUCGAAGAAUCUCCAUGAAAUUGGAGUUAAGUUCCCAGAGCCUGAGAGAAAUGCUUUUGGUCUUGACCAAGAAUUGUUAAUAAAAGAGCAGUAAAUGCGAUUCGAACGCUUUCAAGGUUCAUUACAACAAUGACUCAUAAUUCCCUUAACCCAGCAUGUACCUUCACAAUAUGAUCUUCUAAACCUUUUUUUGUAGUCCUUGGAGUCCAUACGUUUGGCCCAGACAACUCGAACCCUUCGAGACCAAUGUCAUUUCCCAACUACUCCGACCCACUUGUGGCAAACUGGAGCAGUGGGCGGGAUUCUAUUACUCUGACACCCAGCAUAUUCGACUCGGCUUUGCUAGGUACGUAUUGGCCAUUCAAGGUCGUAUCAAACUGCACUGUGGGACUGUAUUGUGGGACGAAUUUUGACUCACUUUGCCGUGAAACCUUUGAGGCUGUGCGAGAGACCGGGUCGAGAUGGUUGUCAAAGUGCAUUCUGGGACUGUUUUAGGCGACACAUUUUCGACAUGGCGGCAAAUUCGUCCCCCAAAACAGUCCCAGAAUGCGCUUUGACAACCAUCUUGAUCUGGUCUCUCUCGCAACCCCAAAGUGGCGAAUAGCCAAUGCAAAAAGCUACAGCGUUCCCCAAACUGUUUCAUUAAUAGUGCUAUUUCAAAGAACACCAAUCCAUGCAAAGGACUCUGAAUGGAUAAUGAAGUGUUCUCAUUUUAAGUCCUAGUGAUCAAAUCUGACUGUGUUUCAGUGGAGCGCUAAAUAGACAUAGAUUUGACCCCGAAUAAGAUUAAAACGACUAACCUCAUAGAAACCUUAUAUUUUUUGCUUCAUUCGUUUCGUUCCUGUUUUCCUUCGGCAGUAACGGCUACGCUCUUUCAGCUUGUAUGCUUGGUAAAGCUUAGUUGAUUUUGAUGAUAUGCCUGUAUAAUUGAACAAGAAAAAAUAUUGAGAACAAGACACUUACAUUUCCCCUGAUCACUAAGACUACAUAUUUUUUUCGAUAGGAAACAGUGUUAAUGUUCGUUUAUUAACGUCGCGCUUCAAAACCGUUUCUCAGCUGCUUCCCGGCGAAAACGACAGGUAAAAGAGUUGUUAAUAUAAAAUUAAAAUUCAAUCUUAGUUCAUCAUCAGACAUAAGAAAAGCCGGUGGGUGUAUAUAACUGAGGAAGAGUCGUAAAUACCAAAGCCACGGAUCUGAACUAAUCAGAACUCAACACAUACAUGUAGCUGUCGCUAAACGUGACGGUGACAUGGUGCAGGAAGUAAAAGCGAGUCACAAUUGAGCGGGGAUUAUUGCCAGUGGGAGGGGGCUUUGAGACAAACUUUUUAUGAGACUAGGAUCCAGAGAACAUUUUGGGUAGGAAAAUGGAGAUUGUAACCUCGACCUUAAGAAACCUCACGAUAAGUUCGGAUUUCACUCUGAUGAAAUCGAGAAAGAACCACAGUAUUUUGAUCAGGUUACAAAGGGUAGAACUGUAAAUCAAUCACCGCCUGAGUCAUUGAAAAGAAUAAUGCUCUAGAGAAGGUUUUUAUUUCUCUCCAUUUUUUACGCUUGUUUCCUUAGCGGUUUGGUAUUAAACAGUGAGAUUUUGUCGAGUACAGCACAACCAGACUUGGUGGAUAAUCUCAACCCCCCUGUGAAGAUUGUCCUGUCAGUUUUAAACGUAAGUACAGCAAUAUACAAACUAAAACAAAGAUUUCCAAUUAAAUUAUUUUGAAACUGGACGUUUUGCACAAAAUUAUCAUCUCUUUAAUCCUUGAUCGCAAAUACCGGAGCACAUGAUGAUGUGCUUUAAGUUAACUAGAGUGGCAUGUUGAUUUGAGAUGUGGGUAGGAAGAAUUUAUCUCAUUUAAAUACCAGUGGAAACGCGAAGAGGUAACAAAAUUUUCUCUCGUUUCAGUCCAGUUUGGUCAGGUUUGAACAGCAGUGCGUGGCAUGGAAUUCAAAAGGAAGGUUAGUAAAGGUGACAGCAGAGGGUUCCCAAUCUUUAAUCCCGUAAUCCAGACCCAAAAUUUAGUGCAACCCCGUAAUCCUGAUGGUUAUUUUUCUUUCAAUCCCAAAUAUCGCCCCGAUUUUGCCUCGAAAUGCCGAAAUCCGAGCUUCAAAGAAGGAAAAUCCUAUACUGUGGACCAUCACAGUAGUCUACGUGGCACUGGUUUGAAAGGGAAAGAACGAAAAAACGCGCGAGAAAGGAUGAAAUGGAAAGGUUCCGUUCAUUUUUCCUCGCUCGCGCUCCUCCAUCCCUCGCACGCCCCUCUUUCCGUCUCCCUAAAGCCCUCUCCCUUCCUCUUUCGCGCGCACUUCCUCCCUCUCUCCCUCGAGUCCCCUUCUUCUCUCGCCCCUACUCCCUCAUUCCCCCUUUUCCUCUCCCUUACGACACCUGCUAAACAGGGUUAAAGAAUAGUGAAAUCUGAAUCUUUUAUCUGAAUUGAACUCCCGAUAAAAAUGUCGCGGUCAUGCACCUGCAACUGAUGAUGCCACUUUAAUGAUGUUUCUCAACUUUGCAGCCAUGGAGCAGAGGGCGGGAAGUGGUCGUCGGAAGGAUGUAAACUAACAGCUUCUAACGCCACUCAUACCACGUGUGAGUGUAAUCACAUGACGGACUUUGCUGUACUUGCGAACAGCAAGCAGGGCAUGGUUGGUACUUUUUUAUGUUUACCUUCAGAUCACAAGACAGUUAUUAAGUAUAGACACUCUCACGUUUCAGGUUUUCUGAAAAGAGAACGAAAAAUCACAAUCUGAAUCCGAUACCAAAAUAUUCCGGAUUGGUAGCGAAUAUGCACAACACCCUCAAGUGUAAACUUAUCAACCUAUGUGGAGCAUGAUUUGUUGCUCGAUUUCUAACUUUUGUCCUGAGCGCAUCCGCGUACGAUUUACAUCCACACUGAUCUAAGUUAUCAGUGUAGAUUGCAUCAUGAUAUGCUUGACGUUUCGCUCUUUUCUCGCGCUUCAAUAGUCCAUUUUAUAGUUACAGGUAGAAACGAGGCUGGAGUUGACCUUGUUUUGACACGGCAACCCAUCGACCCAGUCCACCUCAACAUCCACUUUUCCAAUACAGUGUAUGAGGAAAGUGAAGUUACAUUUUUUUAAUGCAGGGUGUAGGGGCUCCUCAUCCGUCUGCCGCAGUACCUUCCGCCGGGUCGAGUAAAGACCGCAGCUGGAUAGGAAUUUUACUGGGGAUUCUUUUCUUGCUGCUGUUUAUCAUAGUAGUUCUUUUGCUACUCUUCUACUGGAGGUAUGUCAUUCAAGUUUAUAACCACAUAUCUUUAUUUUCCUACGAAAGAAGCUUGAUUGCAGGAUUCAAAACCUUUCCUUCGCAAUUUCACGAAUACGGAAGCUAUAACAGUGAUACUUGGAAUACAUAACAUGUCAACAGAUAUCUAAGCUAAACUAGUCCACUUGAAAUGAUAAUCUUACAUGACGUCAUCGACUCAAUAUUACGUCAUGAUUUUAUAUGACCGCCAUCUUGGAUUUCCACCAUGUUAUAUUAGUGUUAAAUAGGUUCAAAAUUAAUCAAAAGCAAACGAAACUAGCUAAAAUUUUUUUAAUUUAUCAAAUGAACAGGAAAAAAAGAAGGAGCCAAGAUCAAGAAAGUACGCCUCGAUCGCGAUCGGGAGGUAAAGAUGUCAGUGCCUUUGGUGUACUAAUUAAACUAAGUUGUCGCGUUUAUUUGAAAGUUUGAAAAACACUGUUGUGGUUUGUUACGAAGAAAAUAACCGACAAAACGAUACUGAGGUGGGAACAAGAUUUAUAGACUUCACGCAAAGGUUGUGUCGUCAUUGUGGCUUACACGGCAACAGUCGUGGUUGGUUCUGAAAAAGGUGGGAAAAUCAUUUAGGAGCAUUUAGUAGCACAGUCUUAACGCCACCAAAAUGAUUUAGGAAUACCCCUCUACAUUUUACAUUGCUUGUGUGAACCUUCUAGCGUAAACCAAUAAAACUUUACUGGCCGCAUUAUACACAAAUUCUGUUCUUCAAUUUACUGUUAAAUCUACAACACAGGUUUAAGAAGAUCUCGUUCUUUGUCCCGAUCUACUGCCAAGAAAUCUCGAUCAAGUAGUUCUAAGGUAUGUUACACAGAGUUUAACCAGUCACCACGGCGGCGAAAACAUCACUUAAGAAGUGAGUUCGUGCUGUUUCGGACUUAAUCGGUGAAACGGGCAACCAAAAAAGAGCAAAUCAGUGUUUUGCAACAUUGCUACAAAACGAGUUGAAUAGCAUUGUUGCACGUUUUACCAGCCACGAAUAGUUUUUGCAGGCUGUGAAUAAUAGCUGCAGAAAGUAGAAAGUCAGUACAAAGUAGUUCGACUUUUUACAACAAAAUCUGUCCAUGUUGCGAGUUUGAGCGACCCAGACUUUAUUAACAACAAGUGACAAAGUAACUCCCCUGUACGGCAUGACUCCCGCGUAAUUCUAUCCAAUCAGAAGUCAGUAUUUUUAAGCAACUUGCAGCAGCCUGAUUUGUUGCAAGACAGGUUUAACAUGGGUGAUAAAACCCGCGACAUCAUUUUUCAACUUGUUUUGCAGCAAUUUUGCAAAACACGUUGCACGUUUUUGUCAAAGUCCGUUUCACUGUAGCCUUAUUCCUUCUCUUUCAAUACGUCAAAUUUUGACAAAUUUUUUCUGGAGUUGAAUUCUAAAGGACUGUAUCUGAGUUCAAAAGAAGAAAAAGAAAACUGUUGUCUAGUGUUCACGUCGUCCAUAAUUAAAAUGGGAAAUUAGGAGGUUCACGUUGUAGUCGUGCAACGACGGCAACGAAAUGUACAAAAAAGCGUGAUGCACGUGCAGAAUUGUUGUUUUGCCAAUCCAAACUCCUUGAUUUGUCCCGUUUUCAUUGCCGUCAACAUUAAUUGAUCAUUAGUUUCUACAGUUAGAACGUUCGAUGUUUUGACCUUUGGUACUCUAGAUUGAGAGAACCAUGUCAUGAGGAUAAUGAAAAAUUUAUACAAAUUUGGCUGGGUUUCUUUCGGGAGCUCGUAGCAUCUAUUUCUUCCGUCUUAGUCGCCCAGAAAUUAUAUGCACGCUACUUUUUACUUUCAGAGUGACGGGGCGGCCAGCCCAGCAUCAAGUCACUCAAGCCAGUUUGACGAAAUGAUAGCAGCGAGGAGACGCAGGAUGGCCCAGGACAAACAGGUAUAGUUCUUCUUAGCCUGAUGAUACCGGAAGGUUAAGGGAGGGGUGGGAUUGGGCGACGGCUAACGAUAAACUCUCACCUGUCGGCUCACUCGAACUCAGUUGGAAUAUUUCAUUCACGCUUUGCACAACUUACCUUUUUUUCCUCUUCAGGAAAAAGCAAGACGCGCUAGAGAAGAAGGGCAUGAAGACGAGAUUGACGACGACGAUCUUCUUAUGAAAGAGAAAGCGAUGCUUUUCUCAGAUUACCAUCAACCUUAUCACUUCUUGUCCAAGGAGAAAGAUACACAGGCGGCUUCAAACAGACGAGAGCAGCCUGGGUCAAGCAGACCUAGUCCUCCUAGGAGAAGCAGGCGCCCGGCUAUGGAUCAAGAUGGUUCAGAUGUUUAG
This is a messenger RNA of Porites lobata, 14981 nucleotides long. NCBI's taxonomy places the organism in Eukaryota, Metazoa, Cnidaria, Anthozoa, Scleractinia, Poritidae. The record is from the annotation of a GenBank genome assembly.